GGGAGGACCGCGAGAGAAGAGGAACUCGAGGCGAGGUAGCAUCACGCAAAACAGACCCCCGGGGUUACCCCACCGCACUUAUCCCACCGCGUCGUCACCGUCGUCGUCCCCACCACCGCCCUGCCCUGGAUACCGUGGUUAUUGCGCAGUUGGAAAAAUUGCUGAGCACGGACGCGGGACGUCGUCCCCGAGAGUUCGCAGCCCCGCGGACGUUUACCGGCUGAUGAGUUGAUGUGAGUGAGAAGGAGGUAUAUCGAGCCGAAAGAGACAGAGAAAGCGAGAGAUACAAACAUCCGAGCCAUGACGAACUCCGCGCCCAAGUUAGACAAGGCUAAGGUGGACCGGCAGGCCUCGCCGAAGGUCGGAUAUCAGCACAACCACCAUCAUAAUCGUUCUAAUAGUAAAUCGUCGCCGUUCCUGUAUAAGAACAAUCGCCACGCGGCCAGGAAUACGAAAGACGGCCGGCAGAGCUGCAGUCCGUACAGUCCGUCAUCCAAGAGUGCGAGGAGCUCGCCACAACAGCAACCUCAACAGCAGCAGCAACAACAACAACAACAACAGCAGCAGCAGCAGCAGCAACGUUAUGAGUAUCGCAGUCCGAGCAGUAGCCCGACCAACAACUUCUAUGCGGGCGCCAAAUUCUCAGAAACGCCAUCGCCCGCGAGCGUGCCCAAACCGCCGAGCCACUGGACGAAGAGACUGAUAGGCGCCUGCCGUCAGUCUGAUAGCAUAAGCGAGCACACGAGGCAACUGCGCAUAGUGCUGAACGUUCAGGCCUGAUACCCAGCGACCAGCGCAUUCACCAGCUACGCGCGAGGGGAGAAGCGGCGAUCGUCAACAUCUCCUAGAGAAUCAGGUACGAUAGAGAAUCAUCGUCAGUAAAAGACUCGUCGUCGAUGAAGAGGGCAGAAUAAGAGAGACGAUGAUAACGACGAUGAUGGGAACGAACGCGAAGAUAAUGAUUUAAAUAAUGAUGAUGAUGAUGAUGAUGAUGAUGACGACGAUGAUGGUGACACCGUGUGCGGUCCAUACACACGAGUUUUCGAUUUUAUCGCGCGAGUGGAUACCCCGUAAAUCCAUUCUUUACGCUAAGAUACAUCCAGAAUAACGAACUUUA
This is a messenger RNA of Pogonomyrmex barbatus (red harvester ant), 1117 nucleotides long. RefSeq lists its product as uncharacterized. NCBI's taxonomy places the organism in Eukaryota, Metazoa, Arthropoda, Insecta, Hymenoptera, Formicidae. The record is from RefSeq and is a predicted model, not a curated record.